Molecule: messenger RNA, 3819 nt
Organism: Bactrocera dorsalis (oriental fruit fly)
Lineage: Eukaryota; Metazoa; Arthropoda; Insecta; Diptera; Tephritidae
Gene: Prestin
Product: solute carrier family 26 member 10
Exons: 6
Coding region: 16-2541 (841 amino acids)
Biological process (GO): transmembrane transport
Cellular component (GO): membrane
Molecular function (GO): sulfate transmembrane transporter activity; chloride transmembrane transporter activity; bicarbonate transmembrane transporter activity
Source: RefSeq, a predicted model, not a curated record
CAACGAAUUUCGAAUAUGGACAAAAACUUGGAAGUUGCCGUUUGGAAGCCAAUCAAUUUGAAAAACGUUCGUAAAUUUGCAGUCGAACACUUCAAACGCAGACGCGCACCACACGGCAACGCAACAAGACAACCAACGCCAUUGGCAGCUGACAGCGUAGGGGUGUCGAAUCGAGUGUACGUUGGCAACGGCGACGAAGCGGGCACUUCGUCAGCAAUAUCAUUGAGCGCUGGUAGCAUCAAAGCAACACGAUUGGCAUCAGUGGACGCACUCGAACUAGCAAGUGUAGUAAAAGUUUCGAAGCCGACCGGAACUAAGCCGAAACUUCCGAAACGUUUACGAGCGACAGCAACAACAACAGCAACAGCGAUCACACCACGCACUAGCUUACGUCACAAACAGUAUAAACAACGUCUACAACAACAUCCGUACACCGAUGUGGUAGUGGAUGCAAGCGAAUCGAGAAAGAUGGCACAACAGAAUGGUGAUAAUGAAACUAAACCUCUCACACAGGCAUACCUAACGGAGAAGCCGAAAAUACAACCGAAAUAUGAUGUCCAUCGUGAUGUCUUAUCCCACGAGGUGGUCAUCAAACAGACUGGCUAUGGUGCGCGCGACAAAAGCAUACCAUCGGGUGUACGUCGCUCUUGGGAGCAUUGGUCCUUCCUGUCGCUGUUUGUCGGCAUAAUACCGAUUGUACAAUGGUUGCCACGCUACUCACUGCGUCGUGAUGCUAUGGGUGAUCUUGUGGCUGGUAUAACGGUGGCGAUUAUGAAUAUACCCCAUGGUAUGGCAUACGGUAUAUUGGCGGGUGUGACACCGGGUUGUGGGCUCUCGCUCGCCAUUUUCCCCGUUAUAGUCUACAUGAUAUUGGGCACAUCGAAGCACAUAUCGAUUGGCACUUUUGCUGUGAUAUCUAUGAUGACAUUGAAGGUGGUACAAACAUAUGCCACCGAAGAUCACUUGUUAUCAGCACCGGCGGCGGCGAUAAAUGGCACGUUGGGUGAUGCCGCGGAAGCUGUAAAGGUGGCUGAAAUAAUAACGCCCGUCGAAGUAGCAACAGCCUUGGCGUUUUGCACGGGAUUGCUACAUCUCGGCAUGGGCUUUUUUCGUCUGGGCACAUUAUCAGCGCUACUUAGCGAACCACUGGUCAAUGGCUUCACUACUGGUGCCGCCGUACAUGUCACCGUCAGUCAGUUGAAGGAUGUGCUAGGCGUGCAAGUGCCACGCUAUAAGGGUGCUUUUAAAAUUGUCUUUACCGUCAUCGAUCUCUUCAAGUCUAUACCAAAAACGAAUAUCGUAUCGCUUGUUAUUUGCCUCUGCAUUAUGGUCUUCAUGACGAUCUGCAAUGAAUGGCUUAAGCCCUGCCUAAAAAAGCGUUGUCGCUUGCCUUUCCCCGGCGAGUUGAUAUCCGUUAUAGGCGGUACCUUGAUCUCACGUCUACUCAAUCUGCAUGGCAACUAUGGUGUGACAUUAGUCGGUGAUAUUCCAAAAGGUUUACCUAUGCCUGAAUUGCCGCGUAUGGAUUUAGUACCAGUCGUGGCGGUGGAUUCCAUUGCUAUAGCGAUUGUCAGCUUCUCAGUUGUCAUGUCUAUGGGACUGACAUUUGCGCGGAAACAUGCAUACGAGGUGCGUGCUAAUCAGGAACUCUUCGCAUUGGGCAUGGCCAAUUGUAUAUCCAGUUGUUUCUCUUGCUAUCCGCUGGCAUGUUCACUGUCGCGUUCCGUUAUACAAGAGCAGACCGGCGGUGUGACACAGAUAGCAUCACUCGUAUCAGCCACAUUGAUUAUAAUGACAUUGCUGUGGAUGGGCCCGUUUUUCAGCACACUGCCACGGUGCGUGCUGGCGGGCGUUAUUAUUGUCGCGCUAAAGCCAAUGUUCCUGCAGGCCAAAGAGCUUAAGAAAUAUUCUAAACAAGGCAAGUUGGAGCUUCUCACAUGGCUUACGACCUUUAUACUGGUGGUAUUGAUCGAUAUUGAUUAUGGCCUCCUUAUCGGCAUUUUAAUUUCAUUACUGGCGCUCUACAUAAAGGGUCUGAAACCAUAUUGCUGCCUAUUGGGCACCAUACCCGAAGCACCCGCCGUCUAUGUGGAUCUCAAUCAUCAUCGCAACGCGGUUGAAGUGCCCGAAACGAAAAUCUUCCGUUACGUGGGCUCACUAAAUUUCGCAACGAACAUGUAUUUCCGACGUUCACUUUACGACAUUAUCGGUUUGGAUAUGAAGAAGCUGCAACGCAACAAGACAGCGGUGCAACAGAAUGGCAAAACCAUUGAAAAUGGUGAAGUGUCACAAUUGAACGCCUUCAAUUUCCUAAUAUUGGAUUUCUCAAUGUUGGGUCACGUCGAUGUGGCGGGUUGUAAAGCGAUAACCGAUAUAAUGAAGGAACUCAAAGCGCUGGGCGUGCGUUUAUUCAUCUCCAGUCCAUCGGAUCGCGUGUACGAUACAUUAGUGCAUAGCAUGGCGUUGGGCGAGGGACCGUUCGAAACUUUCCCCACACUACAUGAUGCUGUGGAAUAUGCCAAAGCUUGCCGGCUGGCAUGAGACUUAAUGUACAGAUUUGCAAAUGGGCGUGUAAGAUAUAUAAAUAAUAAUGCCUAAGGCAUUAAGUACACUGUAAAUAAAAGUGUAAAUAAAAGUAGCUGUGAAGCAAACCCAGGGUUGCUAACUCCGGUAAUAAAUACAAUUGCGUAGCGCAAUCUAGGAAUUUUAUAUACAUUUUAGGGAGCUUGUACCUUGAGUGAGUGUUAAGAAACAAAAAACCAUAAAGAAUUAAAAAUAAAAUUAAGCAAAAUUAAACUUAACUAGCGUGCUUAUAGCAAAUUGUAAAAAAUUCUUAAUAGUAAUAGUUAAAAUUUAAUUGAUUUUUUAAUGUUAAACUUAUAUGUUUUGAGUUUUUAUUGAAAUUGCAACCACCUAAUAUAAAAUAUAUACGAAAGAAGGUACAACGACGUUAACUACAAAUAUAAAUUAUUUAUUUUAUGUAUAUACAUAUAAAAACUAUAUACAAAAUGAAAAAAGAAAUAUUGUAAUAUAAGUUAAAAAUAAAUGAGAACUUAUAAAUAAAUAAUAUUACUAUUUACAGCGCGGUUUAUAGAGACAAAUAUAAAAAAGUAUAAAAUUUUACUAAUUAAUAACCGGUUUAUAACUGGUAAUUUUACUUAUUAAUAUCCGGUUUAUAACUAUCUGCGUCCACAAAGUAAAACAAAAUUAAAAAAUAUUUUGUUUUUGUAAAUUUUAAUAUAUUUAGAAUUUGUUUGAAUAUAAAAAAGAAAUAAUAAUUAAAUAAAAAAGAAUUAAUUUUUCUUAUUAUUAACCGGUUUAUAACUAUUUGUGUCCACAAAGUAAAACCAAGUCAAAAAAUUUGUUUUUAUAAAUUUUAAUAUUUUUAGAAUUUGUUUGAAUAUAAAAAAGAAAUAAUAAUUAAAUUUUAUAAAAAAUAUUAAAAUCAAAAAAAAAUGGCCACAACGCGUUAUUAACACAUUUAUUUAAUUAAUUUUUAUUUAUUUAUUAAAUUUGUACAUAAAUAUUUAUUUAAUAAAUUUAAUGUUUUUGUUAUUCUAAUUAAUUAUUGUUGCAUUACAACGCUUUAAAUAUCAUUUUGACAUAUAAAUUAAUCUGAAAGUUCAUUAGUUUCAAAAUUCAUAAAAACCGAUUUCAGCUGUUUUACCUUGUUGGCACAGAUAAUUGUAUUGUAAAUAAUAAUAAUAUGAAAUUAUUGUGAAAUAUGUACUUAGUGUUACAUACAAUAAGUAUGUAUGUAAAUUACUUAAUAAAUUAAAUAAAAUAUAUUUUAUAUUAAUAUAUAAAAAAAUUAUAUUA